Molecule: messenger RNA, 482 nt
Organism: Schistocerca serialis cubense
Lineage: Eukaryota; Metazoa; Arthropoda; Insecta; Orthoptera; Acrididae
Exons: 4
Coding region: 81-482 (133 amino acids)
Biological process (GO): septate junction assembly
Source: RefSeq, a predicted model, not a curated record
GCGGCCGCCUAACGUAGCUACACACCUGUGACACCCCCCACAUCUGCUGCUGCGUCCACACACAGCGAGUAACAACAGAAAUGGCAGUUACAGAUCUUAUCAGGAGCCCAUCUUUUCUAAUCAAAGUUGUUGAACUGGUCUUAUCCAUUAUCAUAGCUGGUCUCACAAGUGGUCAGGCAGUUGCUGCAAAUCCUGACAUUUUCGUGCGUUUAGCGGUUGUCGAUGGCACCAUAGUAUGUUACAUCAUACUAGGUGCCCUAAUCAUCAUCGGCUAUGUACUCGAAUGUCCUAUACACACCAAACUGAUCCUAAUUUCUUCAGCGGUUGCAUGUGUAUUAUUUGUGACAACUGGAGGACUUAUUCUGGAUGCGUACACCCGAUCUUAUUUCAAAGUUACUCAAGUAAUCAUUGGAGGAAUACUAGCCCUUGUUAAUGGAGUGGUGUACGCUGCUGAUGCAUUUCUGUCGUGGAAGUUUAGCUAG